CAAAGCCAAAACGCCAUGAAGAUCCAACACUCUUUCCCUCUCUAUUGCUCGCUCUUUCUUCUCUUUUUAGCUACUGCUACUCUAAUAUUACCUUCUCAUGCUGCUGCUUUAGGAAAAUGCAAUCCUAGUGACUAUGAAGCUCUAAUGAAUAUUAAGAAGUAUCUAAACAACCCUUCUCAUCUAGCUACAUGGGUUCCGGAUACAGACUGUUGCAACUGGAACGGAGUCGCAUGUGAUAGUGAGACCAACCGUAUCAACGAACUCAGCUUGUCUCAAGGUGAAAUCUCUGGCCAAAUUCCAUCCUCAGUAGGUGAUCUUACUUAUCUUGAAUCUCUAACUUUUCAGAAACUUAGGAAUAUCACGGGUUCAAUCCCACCAUCUAUCACAAAGUUAAAGCAUCUCAUUAUACUAGAUCUCACCUAUUUGAGUCUCUCAGGUCCAAUUCCCGACUUCCUUAACCAACUUAGGAACCUCAAGUUCCUCGACCUCUCUUCUAAUCAAUUCUCCGGCUCCAUUCCACCCAAUCUCUCUGAACUAAAAUAUGUUAAAUCCAUUGACUUGUCUAACAACAAACUCACGGGUUUAGUUCCUGAAACUUUUGGGAGAUUUCCUGGACCUAUUAUACCUCAAUUGUUCUUGUCUCACAAUCAGCUCUCGGGAACAAUUCCAAAAUCUUUAGGUGCUAUGGAUUAUGGAAGGAUUGACUUGUCGAGGAACAACUUUGAUGGGGAUGCAUCUGUACUCUUUAAUCCAAGCCAUAAUGUGAUAGACUAUAUGGACUUGUCGUGGAACCAAUUCGAGUUUGAUUUAUCAAAGGUCAAGUUUCCAAAGAGUUUGAUUGCGUUGGAUUUAUCACAUAACAAAAUCUUUGGUGCAAUCCCUGAAGAAAUCAAGGGUUUGGAGUUGUCUAGGUUGAACGUGAGUUACAAUAGCUUGUGUGGAAUACCGUUUGGAGGGAAAAUGCAGAGUUUCGACAAGACUGUUUAUUUUCAUAAUAAGUGCUUGUACCGAUGACGGGGAGCUGUUAGAAAAGGUAAAAGUAAAUGCAUGAGUAAAUGAUUGGAGUAAGAAUAUGAAUGUAGUGGGAUAUGUACUUGUUGUUAUAUCUGUCUC
Messenger RNA from Papaver somniferum (opium poppy), 1113 nucleotides. Its product is annotated as polygalacturonase inhibitor 1-like. The transcript has a single exon. The record is from RefSeq and is a predicted model, not a curated record. Gene Ontology annotation, molecular function: protein binding. NCBI's taxonomy places the organism in Eukaryota, Viridiplantae, Streptophyta, Magnoliopsida, Ranunculales, Papaveraceae. The coding region runs from base 16 to 1014 and encodes 332 amino acids.